Suillus bovinus is the source of this 1642-nucleotide messenger RNA. RefSeq lists its product as uncharacterized. The coding region runs from base 40 to 1257 and encodes 405 amino acids. The transcript is spliced from 4 exons. Gene Ontology annotation, molecular function: protein-lysine N-methyltransferase activity. NCBI's taxonomy places the organism in Eukaryota, Fungi, Basidiomycota, Agaricomycetes, Boletales, Suillaceae. Gene Ontology annotation, biological process: peptidyl-lysine monomethylation; peptidyl-lysine trimethylation. The record is from RefSeq and is a predicted model, not a curated record.
CCGUCGUCCUUGCUGUUCGCAGUGCCGCCUCAGGCAUUGAUGAAUAUCAGGACGUUAAAGUCCCUCCAUCCAACAUCUGGGCCCACUCCACUGACCGCUACGCAAAUGAUAUCUCUGCAUCUGUAUAUCAACCGCCCGCAUGGAAGUGAGGAUUCACUAGACUCACACUAUGGACCAUACAUUUCGACACUUCCUAGGGAGUUCGACAGUCAUCCUUUGACCUGGAUUGUGCAAUCAAAACGUGGCAUGGAAACUGGUGGUGUCCCACUGCUCAAAUACCUCCCCUCAAGUGUGUAUGCAUCCUUGGUUAAGCUGCAUGACCGAUUUUAUCAAGACUGGGAUGCAGUCCGAGUGUACUUGCAGACUGCGAAUUCGUACAUCUCUUCAAAAUAUGACGCCUAUCUGGACCACAAUGACGUUUCUACCAGCAAUUACCUAUGGGCUUGGUUGAAUGUCAACACGCGCUGCAUAUAUUACCGUCUCAAAGCGUCACGGGAAGACCCCGAUAAUCUAACUUUAUGUCCCAUCCUCGACUUCGCCAACCAUACCCCGAAUGGGCUGCAUAGUAUGAUUCCAGCUCCAUCGGAAGCCGAUAUUUGGGACGCUGCGCCGGUAAAACCGACUGGGUUUGGAUUUCUCUCGCCAGCGGAUGCAUCUGUUCAAGAAGGCGAGGAGAUCUUCUUGGCUUACGGCGCCCAUCCUAGCCGCACGCUGUUCAUUGAAUAUGGUUUUGUCAACAAGUUGUUGAGCAACGUUGAAAUUACGGAUGGUGAAGUCGACGUGCAAGAUGUGGUGGAAUCCUUAAUACUCGACCACAAAUCCGGUGUCUUCGUCAAAAGCGUCCUCCAAGACAAAGGUUAUUGGGGAGACUGGAUCCUAUAUUGCUCAGCGGAAUCAGCACAACCAUCCUGGCGCUUGAUUACGGCAUUAAGACUUCAUUGUCUCAUUGUCUCAAAUCAUACAAUGCAUCAUAACGCCAUUCAACCGUGGUGCGAUGUUAUAGCAGGCAAACGAGAGAUGAUAUCCGAUGGAAAUGAACUCGCUUGGAAGGAAUUGUUGAUCACGAUUUGCGAUACAAUUAUCACCAAAGCCCAGGCCAGUCUGGACACUCUCGAGAGCGAGGGUGCUGAAUAUGGUCACAGUGGCAGUGACGGGUGGCUUGCCUGGAUGUGCGAGAAUAUACGGACGCUUUGGAGGGAAGAAUUAUCGGUAGCCGCGGCUGUCAAAGAACGUACGUUAAGAGGAGAUGAUUUUUGAUUUGAUAACAUUGAUUUCCUCAUAAAAUCGAGUCAACGUCCUAGUGCUACCGUGAUGGUUCCAUCAUAUCUGGGACCAUUGGUAUUCAUGUGGCACUCGGAUACUUCGCGACAUCCUGUUGGAUUGAAGAUUUGAACAGCCCCAUUGCAAGCAUAAUCAUGAUGAUGCAUGUCAUGACCCAUACACUUAUUACGAAGUUUGGGAUGGUCAAAGCUGACGGAAACAAACAAAGGAUCAGUGAACAUCGACCUAUUUUCGCCGGUAACACUGAUCGUUUGGUAAGUGAUGGUGCAGGGGUCGUAGUACAAACGCAGAUACUGCUUGAUGUGACACUCUUCAACUUUUAUCGAAAUGCCCUCUGAGGUCAUAACUGGGUUUGUCGCUG